AUGGGAAUGUUGGAGCCUGCACUCUGCUUGCUACUUGCUUGCGUCUGGCUGUCCUGGGCCACAGUGCCCACGCCCAGUGCAGAGCUGCAGCCUGAGCCAGCCCCAGAACCUAGCCACAGCUACCAAGAGAUGACCCUUGAUGUGGGGGAUACCACAACAGUUAUGAGAGGCCAGGAGGCCAAAGCUUUGGAUUCCAUGGCCAUGUCUUCCUGGGAAAGACGGCUCCAUCGGGCCAAGUGUGCACCAUCUUACUUGUUCUCCUGCUUCAAUGGGGGUGAGUGUGUGCACCAGGCCUUCUGUGACUGCAGACGCUUCAAUGCCACUGGACCACGCUGCCAAAUGGUGUACAAUGCUGGUCCUGAGAGGGACAACAUCUGCCGGGCAUGGGGGCAGCACCAUGUGGAGACAUUCGAUGGCCUCUACUACUACCUGUCUGGGAAGGGCAGCUACACACUGGUGGGGCACCAUGAACCUGAGGGGCAGAGCUUCUCCAUCCAGGUGCACAAUGACCCCCAGUGCGGCUCUGCCCCCUACACGUGCUCGAGGUCUGUCAGCCUGUUUCUUGUGGGCGAGCAGGAAGUCCGUCUGACCAAGGAAGUCACCUAUGGAGGUGUGAGGGUCCAACUGCCACAUGUGAUGGGGGCUGUGCACCUGCAGCAACUUGCCAGCUAUGUCAUUGUGCACCAUCGAUCAGCUUUCACACUGGCUUGGGAUGGUGUCUCAGCUGUCUACAUCAAAAUGAGCCCAGAGUUCCUGGGUUGGACCCAUGGGCUAUGUGGUAACAACAAUGCUGACCCUCAGGAUGACCUGGUGACCAGCUAUGGGAAGUCGACUGAUGAUGUGGCUGAAUUUGUGCACAGCUGGCAGGAGCAGACGCCCAACUACUCUCCAGGGCUUAUAACUUCUUCCCUGCCUCGCCCACCAUGCCUGCAGCAGACCCCAGGAAGCAUGCAGGGUGUGUAUGAGCGGUGUGAAGCACUGCUGCGGACCCCCUUUGAUGCCUGCCAUGCCUAUGUCAGCCCUCUGCCCUUCUCGGCCAGCUGUACCAGUGACCUCUGCCAAUCAGGAGGUGAUGACGCCACCUGGUGCCGAGCACUUGCAGAGUAUGCGCGGGCAUGCGCACAGGCUGGGCGGCCCCUGCAGGGCUGGAGGACCCAGCUCCAACAAUGCACUGUGCACUGCAAAGAGAAGGCCUUUACCUACAAUGAGUGCAUCGCUUGCUGCCCAGCCUCCUGCCAGUCCCGGACGUCCUGUGUAGAUAGCGAGAUUGCCUGUGUAGACGGCUGCUACUGUCCCAAUGGGCUAAUCUUUGAGGAUGGGGGCUGUGUGGCACCAGCUGAAUGUCCCUGUGAGUUCCACGGGAUCCCAUACCCACCUGGCUCUGUGGUGAAGGAAGACUGCAAUGCCUGCACCUGUACUGCGGGCAAGUGGGUGUGCAGCACAGCUGUCUGCCCAGCUGAAUGCUCGGUGACUGGUGACAUCCACUUCACGACCUUUGAUGGCCGCCGGUACACGUUCCCUGCCACAUGUCAGUACAUCCUAGCCAAGAGCCGCUCCUCAGGCACCUUCACAGUGACACUGCAGAAUGCCCCAUGUGGUCUGAACCAGGAUGGAGCCUGUAUCCAGUCAGUAUCAGUGAUUCUGCACCAGGACCCUCGGAGGCAGGUGACCCUAACCCAGGCGGGAGACAUCCUUCUGUUUGACCAGUACAAGAUCAUCCCACCCUACACAGAUGAUGCCUUUGAGAUUCGGAGGCUAUCCUCUGUGUUCCUGAGGGUGAGGACCAAUGUGGGUGUACGUGUGCUGUAUGACCGGGAAGGGUUGCAGCUCUACCUGCAGGUGGACCAGCGAUGGGUGGAGGACACCGUGGGCCUCUGUGGCACCUUCAAUGGCAACACACAGGAUGACUUCCUGUCCCCGGUGGGUGUGCCUGAAAGCACGCCACAACUUUUUGGCAAUUCCUGGAAAACACUGUCUGCCUGUUCCCCACUGACCCCUGGCUCUCCACUGGACCCCUGCGAUGUGCACCUGCAAGCUGCCUCCUACGCACUGCAGUCCUGCAGCGUACUCAUGGGGGAGCUGUUUGCGCCCUGCUCCACAUACCUGAGCCCGGUGCCCUACUUUGAACAGUGCCGGCGGGAUGCCUGCCGCUGUGGGCAGCCCUGCCUAUGUGCCACGCUGGCCCACUAUGCACACCUAUGCCGGCGUCAUGGGCUCCCUGUCAACUUCCGUGCCCGUCUGCCAGCCUGUGCACUGUCCUGUGAAGCCACCAAGGAGUAUAGUCCCUGUGUGGCCCCUUGUGAACAAACCUGCCAGGACCUGGCCAGUCCUGAGGCCUGUGGGGUUGAUGGUGGCAGCAACUUCAGCAGUGGUGAGUGUGUGGAGGGAUGUACCUGCCCUCCAGACACAUAUCUGGACACCCAAGCUGACCUCUGUGUUCCCAGGAACCAGUGUUCCUGUCAUUUCCAAGGAGUGGACUAUCCACCUGGGGACAGUGACAUCCCUUCCCUGGGCCACUGCCACUGCAAAGAUGGAGUCAUGAGCUGUGACAGCAGAGCCCCAGCUGUGGCCUGCCCACCAGGUCAGGUCUUCGUGAACUGCAGUGACCUGCACAUAGACCCCGGGCUAAGCAGGGAGAGGACGUGUGAGCAGCAGCUGCUAAACCUGAGUGUGCCAGUCCAUGGUCCCUGCCUGUCGGGCUGCGCCUGUCCCCAGGGCCUGCUCAGACACGGAGAUGCAUGUUUCCCACCAGAGGAGUGCCCAUGCACUUGGAAGGGGAAAGAGUACUUCCCCGGGGACCAGGUGAUGUCUCCCUGCCAUACCUGCGUGUGCCAGCAGGGCUUGUUCCUGUGCACCCCGCACCCCUGUGCUUCCACCUGCACUGCCUAUGGUGACCGGCAUUACCGCACAUUUGAUGGGCUCCCGUUUGACUUCGUGGGGGCCUGCAAAGUGCACCUGGUCAAGAGCACAUCAGAUUUCAGCUUCUCUGUGAUUAUAGAGAAUGUGAACUGCUACAGCUCUGGCAUCAUCUGCAGGAAAUUUAUUUCCAUUAACGUCGGGAACUCAUUCAUCAUCUUUGAUGAUGACUCUGGGAAUCCUAGUCCUGAGAGCUUCCUGGACAAGAAGCAGGAGGUUCACACCUGGAGAGCAGGGUUCUUCACGCUUGUGCAUUUCCCACGGGAGCACAUCACUGUACUGUGGGACCAAAGAACUACAGUGCACAUCCGAGUGGGGCCUCAGUGGCAGGGCCAGGUGGCAGGCCUCUGUGGGAACUUCGACUUAAAAACCAUCAAUGAGAUGAGGACCCCGGAGAACCUAGAGUUAACUAACCCCCAGGAGUUUGGGAACAGUUGGGCUGCAGUGCAGUGCCCAGAAACCCUGGACUCCCAGGACACAUGUGUCCUGAAUCCUCUCCGAGAGCCCUUUGCCAGGAAGGAGUGUAGCAUCCUGCUCAGCGCGGUGUUUGAGACCUGCCACCCUGUGGUCGAUGUCACUUGGUUUUACUCAAACUGCCUGACAGACACAUGUGGGUGCAGCCGGGGUGGUGACUGUGAGUGCUUCUGUGCCAGUGUGUCUGCCUAUGCACACCAGUGCUGCCAGCAUGGGGUGGCCAUUGACUGGAGGACCCCUCGCCUCUGCCCAUAUGACUGUGACUUCUUUAACAAAGCACUAGGUAAGGGCCCCUAUCAGCUGUCCAGCAUGGCAGCCAGUGGCGCCCUGGUGGCCAUGAAAGCAGCAGGUCAUGACAUAGCCCUAGUGAGGGCGAAGGAUGUAGAGCCGGGAGACAUUGUGAGCUUCCUGUUGACCGCUGCUCUGUACAAGGCAAAGGCUCACGACCCGGAUGUGGUAUCCCUGGAAGCAGCGGACAGACCCAACUUCUUCCUCCACGUCACAGCCAAUGGGUCAGUGGAGCUGGCUAAGUGGCAGGAGAGUGAGGCCUUCCGUCACCAUGCCUCCUUCUCACUGCACCAGGGGACUUGGCGGGCAGGCCUGGUGGCCCUGGAAUCCCUGGCAAAGCCUGGCUCCUUCCUCUAUGUGUCGGGCCUUAGGCUGGCCCUAGGGCUAUACGAGCAUGUGGAGGCGUUCCGCCAGAGCACACUCUUCCGUCUUCUAGAUACCAAACCCCCAGGGGCCGCCUACCCCAUCUGUGAGUGGCACUAUGAGGCCUGUGCCAGCCCCUGCUUCCAAACCUGCCGAGACCCAAGGGCAGCCAGCUGCCAGGAUGUGCCCAGGGUAGAAGGCUGUGUCCCUGUGUGCCCUGCCCCCAAGGUCCUGGAUGAAGUCACACAGAGAUGUGUCUAUAUGGAAGACUGUAUAGAGCCAGCGGUUUGGGUUCCCACAGAGACCCUUGACAAUGAGACCCUGAAGCCUGGUCAAGUCCUGCCCACCCCCAGUGACAAACAGCUGCAGCUUCCACAGGAAACUCCCAGGGCCCCCAGCCACAGGCCGGCCCUCUCCUCAACAGCCCCGCUUAUCUCUGUCCUGAACCCACUGAUGGCCGCCACUGAGGGGCCAGUGCUAUCCCCAGGCCCCACCCAGCCAGCCCUGCAGCAGCCACUGGGACUCACUGCAUCCACUCCUGCCCACCCCACAGAGACCCCUGCCAGCAAGGGAGUGACCUCCAGCUUCCUGACCACCUCCCAUCUCCCAGAAUCCUCAUCCCACCCUCUUUCACUACAGACACCCACACAUGGUAUGGUAUCAGUGGCCAGGGAGACAAUCAAGGUGACUGUAACCUUUCCAGAGAGCCCCAACAUCACAGUCUCUUCCUGGUCACCCCCUGGUCCUCGCUUCCCACUCAUGACCAAAGCUGUGACAGUCUCAGGCCAUAGCUCUUGGCCUGUUAGGACAACAUCCCUGCAGCCCUCCUUGCCAGCAAGUCCCUCCUCCAGGCCUGUGGAUUCCCCUGGAGUGACCUUCAGGGCCCCUACCGCCUCGGGAUCUCACAAGGCCUUUCAGACACCUGCAGUAACUAAGGUCAUGAAGAAGACAGGGGUACCCCAGGCCCAGAAUGUUUCAAGUCCCAGUAGCCCCCUGGUCAUGGUGAGCACAACUGUAGAACCGGCUCCUCUCAGUCCCCUUGCCACCCAGGGCAUGGAGGUGGUGCCAUCCACAAAGCAGGGUGAACCUGAGCACAGCCAUCUUAUGAGUCUGCCAGUGUCCCCACAUCCAAGUACAGUCUCCACUGCUCUACCUCGCCCAGCCCGACAUACCACCACAGCCACCGGGCCUCCAGCUCUGUCCCCACAAACUCUGGCUGCUACCAGCCUGUCCACAGUUGCUCAUGGGCUGGGAGCCACAGCCUUAAUGUCUCUGGAGUUAACUCGGCCAUCCCAGCUCCUCUCUGGCCUGCCUCCUGACACCAGCCUUCCCUUAGCCAAGGUGGGCACAUCUGCCCCAGUGGCCACACCCGGCUCCAAAGGCUCUGACAUCACCUUUCUACUUCAACAUCAGGCCACAUCUCUGGCAGUGGCCACAACUCCACCUGCUCAGACACUCGGUACAGCAGUAUCUCCCACCCCAGCUAUGGUGGCCCAGGUGCAACUCUCCAGCUCCCCAGCCCCUCAGGUAACAGGCACAACUCCAGAUCUGCUUUUGGGAGACACACUGUCAACCUCUGGAGUUGUGACCAUGGUUACAGGGACAGUCCCCACAGAAUCUGUUGCCCCACGAAAGAGCACUUCACAGAAAAUGGCCAUCCUAUCUAAGCAAGUAUCUCUGCCCACCUCCACCUAUGGCUCUGCCCAGGGUAAGUCCACAGAGCUUACACCCACUGUUGCCCCCUUGGUGACUGAGGUUGAGGGCCCCCAAGCUCGCACAGUGCCACUGGUGCCCACAUCCUACCCCCUGAGCCGUGUCUCAGCCAGGACGGCCUCCCGCGAGAGCUCACUGGUUCUGCUGCCUCAGCUGGCAGAGGCCCAUGGGACCUCAGCAGGGCUCCAACCCCCAGCAGAGCCAGUGGGCGAGGCUACCACUGAGCAGUCUGGGCGCUCAGCUCCAGCCCAGAGCAUCGCAGAGGGGUCAGCUGGAGCCUUGGCAAUCACCACUGAGGCGAACACAUCUGCUACCUGUGUUCCCAUCGCUGAGCAGAACUGCAUUCGCCACAUCUGCCUAGAAGGCCAGCUGAUCCGUGUGAACCAGUCCCAGCACUGUCCUCAAGGCGCUGCACCCCGUCACUGUGGGGUCCUGGGCCUUGCUGUACGAGUGGGCGGGGAUCGCUGCUGUCCUGUCUGGGAGUGUGCCUGCCGAUGCUCAAUCUUCCCUGACCUGAGCUUUGUAACCUUUGAUGGGAGCCACGCAGCCCUGUUCAAGGAGGCCAUCUACAUCCUCAGCCAGAGCCCAAAUGAAAUGAUCACUGUCCAUGUCCUUGACUGCAAAAGUGCCAACCUGGGACACCUGAACUGGCCCCCAUUCUGUUUGGUGACACUGAAUGUGACUCACCUAGUCUAUCACGUUACUAUUGACCGCUUCAACAGGAAGGUGACUGUGGACUCACAGGCUGUGUGGCCACCCGUGAGCAGGUAUGGGUUCCGAAUUGAGGAUACAGGCCACAUGUAUGUGGUCCGGACGCCUUCACGUAUCCAAAUCCAGUGGUUCCACAGCUCAGGACUCAUGAUCUUGGAGACCAGCAAAGCCAGCAAGACCCAGGGCCAUGGCCUGUGUGGUGUCUGUGAUGGAGAUGCAGCCAAUGACUUCACCUUGAAGGAUGGCUCUGUGGUGGGUGGAGCUGAGGACCCAGCUCCUUUCCUGGACAGCUGGCAGGUGCCAAGCUCCUUGACCUCAGAAGGCCAGACCCGCUUCCGCCCAGACAGCUGUGCCACAGCUGACUGCUCACCCUGCCUUCGUAUGGUGUCCAACCACACCUUCAGUGACUGCCACCGCUUUGUCCCCCCAGAGUCCUUCUGUGAGCUGUGGAUCCGGGACACCAAGUAUGUGCAGCAGCCCUGUGUGGCACUGACUGUGUAUGUGGCAAUGUGCCACAAGUUCCACGUGUGCAUUGAGUGGCGGCGUUCCGACUACUGCCCCUUCCUGUGCUCCAGUGACUCCACCUACCAGGCGUGUGUGGCAGCCUGUGAACCCCCCGAGACAUGCCAAGAUGGGCUGCUAGGUCCACUGGACCCAGAGCAGUGCCAGGUGCUGGGUGAGGGUUGCGUGUGCUCAGAAGGCACCAUCCUGCACAGGCGCCACUCUGCACUCUGCAUCCCGAAGGACAAGUGUGCCUGCACUGACAGUACGGGGGUGCCGCGGGCCCUGGGGGAGACUUGGAACAGCUCUCUCAGUGGUUGCUGCCAGCAUCAGUGCCAAGCCCUAGACACCAUCGUUCCCGUGGAUCUGGACUGCCCUGGCCCCCGGCCUGAGAGCUGCCCACGCUUUGGGGAGGUUCUCUUGCUUCGGCCCACUGAGGACCCCUGUUGCCUGGGGUCUGUCUGUGUGUGUAACCAGACUCUGUGUGAGGGCCUUGCCCCAACCUGCCGCCCAGGCUACCGACUCCUCACCCACUUCCAGGAGGACUCCUGCUGCCCUAGCUACAGCUGUGAGUGUGACCCUGAUCUGUGUGAAGCAGAGCUGGUCCCCAACUGCCGCCAAGACCAAGUCUUAAUCUCAGGCCGCCUGGGGGACUCAUGUUGCACUUCCUACUUCUGCGCCUGUGGAGAUUGUUCAGAUCCCAUCCCUGAGUGUCAGGAAGGAGAAGCACUCACUGUGCACAGGAAUACCACUGAGCUCUGCUGUCCUCUGUAUGAGUGUGUGUGUGAGAGCUUCCGCUGUCCCCAAGUGCAGUGUGGCAUGGGCACUGCCCUGGUGGAGGUGUGGAGCCCGGACCGCUGCUGCCCCUACAAAUCCUGUGAGUGUGACUGCAACGCAAUCCCAGUGCCCCAAUGCCAUCUGUGGGAGAAGUCCCAACUGGAUGAGGAGUUCAUGCACAGCGUGGAGAACGUGUGUGGCUGCGCCAAGUAUGAGUGUGUGAAGGCCCCUGUGUGUCUGAGCCGCGAGUUAGGGGUAAUGCAGCCUGGCCAGACGGUGGUGGAGCUCUCAGCAGACGGUGUGUGCCACACCUCCCGCUGCACAGACCUGCUGGACCCCCUCACCAGCUUCUACCAGAUCAACACCACUUCCGUGCUAUGUGAUGUCCACUGCGAGGCGAACCAGGAGUACAAACACCCACAGGACCUAGCAACCUGCUGUGGUUCCUGCAGAAAUGUGUCCUGCCUCUUCACCUUCCCCAAUGGCACUACCUCCCUCUUCUUGCCUGGAGCAUCCUGGAUUGCAGAUUGUGCCCGUCACCACUGUGGCAGCACUCCCCUGGGUGCCGUGCUUGUCCGCUCGCCCAUCAGCUGCCCUCCUCUCAAUGAGACUGAGUGUGUGAAGGUUGGAGGCUCUGUGGUACCUUCCUUGGAAGGAUGCUGCAAGACAUGUAAGGAGGACGGACGCUCCUGCAAGAAGGUGACCAUCCGCAUGACCAUCCGCAAGAAUGAAUGCAGAAGCAACACACCUGUGAACUUAGUAUCCUGCGAUGGAAGGUGCCCCUCUGCCAGCAUCUACAACCACAACAUCAACACCUACGCCCGCUUCUGCAAGUGCUGUCGCGAGGUGGGGCUGCAGAGGCGCUCUGUGCAACUCUUCUGUGCUACCAAUGCCACCUGGGUACCCUACACAGUGCAGGAGCCCACUGACUGUGCUUGCCAGUGGUCUUGA
Castor canadensis (American beaver) is the source of this 8694-nucleotide messenger RNA. It is a transcript of the gene Otog, whose product is annotated as otogelin. The record is from RefSeq and is a predicted model, not a curated record. Lineage: Eukaryota; Metazoa; Chordata; Mammalia; Rodentia; Castoridae. Gene Ontology annotation, biological process: L-arabinose metabolic process. Gene Ontology annotation, cellular component: extracellular matrix. Gene Ontology annotation, molecular function: alpha-L-arabinofuranosidase activity; protein binding.